Penicillium oxalicum is the source of this 2049-nucleotide messenger RNA. RefSeq names its product ChAPs family protein. Gene Ontology annotation, biological process: Golgi to plasma membrane transport. The record is from RefSeq and is a predicted model, not a curated record. Gene Ontology annotation, cellular component: exomer complex. The transcript has 7 exons. The coding region runs from base 1 to 2049 and encodes 682 amino acids. Gene Ontology annotation, molecular function: protein binding. NCBI's taxonomy places the organism in Eukaryota, Fungi, Ascomycota, Eurotiomycetes, Eurotiales, Aspergillaceae.
AUGGUUGCGCCCGCUGUUCCAGAGAUUCAUGAGGAGGAGGAGCUAUUUGUCGCAGUAGAAGCGAGAACAGAAUCGCUACAGAGCUUGCGGGAACUCGGCCCUCCGGAUCUGGUUUACUUGGUGAAACAACCCAAGGCUAAUUCGACCCGUCAAACCGGCGUCUACCAUCACGUCACCGGAAUCGAUGCUUCUUCGUCCGCCAGUCUAGCCGCCUAUGUCAACACUCUCACAUUCUCUCCGCUCGACAAGACGCAUAAAGUUGUCUCGGGAAUAUACUGCUGUUACAAUGCUUUUUCACAUCUCGAUAUGCGGGUCGAGGUCAAGAUUCCGGGCAGUCUGGAAGCCUACUGCAUCGACGAACACGGAGAAAAGCGAAUGGCUACAGAUGCGCUUUGGUUGGAAACUUUUCUAUGUGCGGUUCUGAGGGCAUAUCUGUACGCUGAUGACGGCAGCGGAGAUGCGAUCAAGAAGAUCGUCGGCGUCCGAAGAUUUAAUCCAGUGACCAACACCGAGAUGGAGCACAAGUUCUUGGAUGCUGCCGAGAAACUUUUCUUUCUAGGCCGUCAGCUUAGCUCUGAUCCUGAGACACAGGUUCCCAACACCGUCAGCAACCAUUUGACAUCGGGUGUCUUGAAAUACAUCUAUACGACCGGCCGAUAUACGUCAGGAAUCAACCUUUUCGAGAAGCUUCGCACGCGUGAUGUCGAGGUCUCGUCUCUCCUCGCGCGUGUGCAGAUAAUGGCAGACGAGGAAGUCCAAGCUGUGCGGUUGAUGUACGAUGCCCUGCAGGAUGUUCCAAUGGAUUAUGCCCUGCUCGAUAGUCAAGCAGCUUUUUGCCAGAGCAAAGGCGAAGGCGAGAUGGCUCUUGAAUGCGCCAAGCGUGCUGUGACCGCGGCGCCCAGCGAAUUCACUACCUGGGCUCGCCUGGCUGAAGUCUAUAUCAGCUUGGAACAAUGGGAUUUGGCGCUCUUGACCUUGAAUUCAUGCCCAAUGUUCACAUACCAAGACAAAGAUACGCCACGAAUGCCACAGCCGUCACGAAUCAUGCUUCCCAUCCUGUCUGAAAGUAUUCUCGAUGAAAUUGAUGAAGGCCAGCCCAAGCAAGGCGAUCCACAUGAUUACGUGCAUCCUUCCCUGAGGAAGAUGCAUGCUGCUGGAUACCAAGGCACAUUUCUCAAAGCCUACAACCUGCUCACCAAAAUUGCCGCUGCAAUUGGCUGGGAUCAAUUGCUGAAGACCCGCAGCGAGGUGUUUGUGAUGGAAGAGGAAUAUCGUGUGGAGCGACAACAUGUCUCCAAGCCGGCACAAUCGCUCGAGGCUGAAAUGAACGGAGCGCCGGUAAAAAGUGCGGAAGAAAGCGGCGACGAGGACUCCAGCUCCGUGUCGGGCCCCAACCACGCCGACCCGGCCCACGACCCGGCCAUCAACAAAAAGGAGGACGAAACGCCGAUCGAGAGACCUGAGCAAAGUAUGGCUUCCGAGGUGGUGAAGUCGGGCAACGAUGAUUCCGACCCGUCACACACCUCUUACACGCAAUUCUCCAAUAAGCGACUCUGCGAGCGGUGGUUGGAUAACCUUUUCAUGGUGCUCUAUGAAGACCUUCGCAUUUACACCAUCUGGCGAACGGAAAUGGCACAGUUCCGUCAACAAGCCAUGGAGUAUAAAAAGUCCGCGACUGAAUGGGAGAUUCUGGGUGAGCUCGCAGAGCGAUUGCACCACUUCGAUGAGAGCAUUGAGGCCUACCAGAGCUGUUUGGCCAUCAGGUUCUCGCCCAAGGCAAUGCGUGGACUUCUCAAACUAUACGAAAAACGAAACGACACGCGAGGAAUGCUGGGUGCUUUAAUUCGUUUGAUUGCAUGGCAGUACCGUUGGUACUCUGAGUUUUCACCGGAGCUUCUGUACUGUGUUCGUAAGCUGAUUGAAGAUGAAGGGGCAGUGAAGGUUCGGAGCAUUGUGCAAGCCACCAACUUGCCCCAACCGGUGCUUGACCUCACACAUCAGUAUUGUCAGCUGUGUGCGACCUUCCGCAGCAGUGGUAGCGAUGCUUAA